Messenger RNA from Pteropus alecto (black flying fox), 1507 nucleotides. RefSeq names its product keratin, type I cytoskeletal 17. The record is from RefSeq and is a predicted model, not a curated record. NCBI's taxonomy places the organism in Eukaryota, Metazoa, Chordata, Mammalia, Chiroptera, Pteropodidae. Gene Ontology annotation, cellular component: keratin filament. Gene Ontology annotation, molecular function: structural molecule activity. The transcript is spliced from 8 exons. The coding region runs from base 66 to 1385 and encodes 439 amino acids.
ACCUCAGACCUCUCUCCUCUAGAGCUCAUUCGCUCUGUGCUCGCCCACCUCCUGCCGCCGCCACCAUGACCACCACCAUCCGCCAGUUCACUUCCUCCAGCUCCAUCAAGGGUUCAUCGGGCCUGGGCGGAGGCUCGUCCCGCACCUCCUGCCGGCUGUCUGGUGGCCUGGGUGCCGGCUCCUGCAGGCUGGGGGCUGCCAGUGGCCUGGGCGGGGCCCUCGGGGGCAGCAGCUAUUCCAGCUGCUACAGCUUUGGCUCUGGUGGUGGCUAUGGCGGCAGCUUUGGAGGAGUUGAUGGGCUGCUGGCAGGAGGUGAGAAGGCCACCAUGCAGAACCUCAACGACCGCCUGGCCUCCUACCUGGACAAGGUGCGUGCCCUGGAGGAGGCCAACACGGAGCUGGAGGUGAAGAUCCGCGACUGGUACCAGAAGCAGGCCCCGGGCCCCGCCCGCGACUACAGCCACUACUACCAGACCAUCGAGGACCUGAAGAACAAGAUCCUCACGGCCACCGUGGACAACGCCAGUAUCCUGUUGCAGAUCGACAAUGCCCGUUUGGCUGCUGAUGACUUCCGCACCAAGUUUGAGACAGAGCAGGCCCUGCGUGUGAGCGUGGAGGCCGACAUCAACGGCCUGCGCAGGGUGCUGGACGAGCUGACCCUGGCCAGAGCCGACCUGGAGAUGCAGAUCGAGAACCUGAAGGAGGAGCUGGCCUACCUGAGGAAGAACCACGAGGAGGAGAUGAGCGCCCUGCGAGGCCAGGUGGGCGGAGAGAUCAACGUGGAGAUGGACGCCGCCCCUGGCGUGGACCUGAGCCGCAUCCUGAACGAGAUGCGUGACCAGUACGAGAAGAUAGCCGAGAAGAACCGCAAGGACGCCGAGGACUGGUUCUUCAGCAAGGUGGGGGCUGCCGUGGGCCGGAGGCCUCUUCCAAGAGAUGGGUCCACCAACAGCGAGCUGGUGCAGAGCGGCAAGAGCGAGAUCUCCGAGCUCCGGCGCACGGUGCAGGCCUUGGAGAUCGAGCUGCAGUCCCAACUCAGCAUGAAAGCAUCCCUGGAAGGCAGUCUGGCGGAGACCGAGAACCGCUACUGUGUGCAGCUGUCCCAGAUCCAGGGGCUGAUAGGCAGCGUGGAGGAGCAGCUGGGCCAGCUGCGCUGUGACAUGGAGCAGCAGAACCAGGAAUACAAGAUCCUGCUGGACGUGAAGACACGGCUGGAGCAGGAGAUCGCCACCUACCGCCGCCUGCUGGAGGGCGAGGAUGCCCACCUGACUCAGUACAAGCCCAAAGAACCUGUGACCACCCGCCAGGUGCGCACCAUUGUGGAAGAGGUCCAGGACGGCAAGGUCAUCUCCUCCCGCGAGCAGGUCCACAAGACCACCCACUAAGGACUCUGCUCCCCUGUCCAGCCCCCCCAGGGCCCCUCAUCAGCCCUGCAGCCUCUGGCCUUCCCAGCCUCAACGCCCCCCCGGCUUUCAAGUGCCUUUCCUAUACCCCACGGCCUGACCAA